AUGAUUAUAAGCAAAACUCAAAUACAAGAAGUUUUUGAAGACUGUCGGAAUAAUGUGAGAGGACGUCCAUCAUAUAGUAUUAGUAAAUUACAUGAAAUUGCAAAUGAAUUGAUUGGAUACAUUGAGUUUUCUAAAGAAAUUCGAAAAGAAUUCGGUAAAUUAUUAUUACAUGUUAUUGAAAAUGAAGUGCAAUUAUUUGAUGAAACUAGUCAAGAUAUUUAUGCUAAUGUUCAUCAUCAAGCAAUCUUGUAUUCAAUCGAUUUACUUUGCAAAUAUAUCAUGACAUUAGAAAAACUGAUUAUCAACGAUGAUAAUUCGAGUAAUGAACAAUCACAAGUGAGAAAAUCAAUCAAACGAAAACGAAGUGAUUCUAUACGACAUAAUACGCUUACUGAUGACGUACAAAUAACUGAAUAUGUUAAUGAACGAGAAAAUGCUUUAUAUUCAUUAACAAAAUUAAUUAAUUUGGAUUUUGCACAGUUUUGGGAAGAUGAUGAAAGAAUUGACGAAGAAGAAAUUGGCAGUGCUGUUAUUGACGUUUGUUUGAAUAUUAUCGAACAUAAUACUAUUUCACGUUCACGAACAGUACGUGAUUAUAUCAUAUUUAUUCUAUCUUCAUCGAUCAAAAAAUUCAAUAUUAUUGAAAGUACUAGUCUGAAAAUGACACAAAUGUUACAACUUCAUGAAAAUGCCGCUACAAUAUUUUCAUCGGUUGUUGUUUAUAGUGUACAAAAUUUUCAAACAGAUUCAUUAUUAGAAAAAGUAAUAAAUGAUAUGUGUCGUUUAAGUAAACGAACAGAUACUUCAUCAAAAACGUUUGCUCAAUUUUUAAAUGAAUUAUCAAAACAUAUUCCCGAUCAUUUAAUUUUAUAUAUUGAUACAUUAACAGAACUAUUUGAUAGUGAUUGUAUUCAAAUGAGAAAUUGUUUAUUAAAUAUAUGUGUUGAUAUUAUUAAAUAUUGUAAGAAUAAUGAUAGUAAAGAUUUACGAAAAGAUUUACUAUUACUUAUUAUUGAUCAAUAUUUUAUUGAUGUUAAUGUUCAUGUUCGUUCACAUGCUCUACAUUUGUGUUCUGGUCUCGUAGAAAUCAAUUUAUUACCAAUUGUAUUCUAUUGUCAUUUGGCUAGAGCAACAAUUGAAAGAAUGAAUGAUAUAUCAUGUAUUGUCAGAAAAUAUGCUAUACAAUUGGCAACAAAAUUAAUUAAACAUAACCCAUAUACAAAUGAAUUUUUACCAUUUAACGUUAUGAUUGAUGAAUAUACAACUGAAAUGACUAAAUUAAUAGUUUUAGAAACAAAACUAUGUCAUAUAUUAAAAAUAAUAAAUGUAGCAUUCAUCCCAACAACGUCUUUAACAUCAAUCGAUGAAGAUGAUGAUAAAAAUGUUCUAUUUAAAAAAAUGAUUUACCAACAGCAGAUUGUCUGUUCAUUGUAUAAUAAUAAUGAUAAGUUUGUUUCAUUUGAAUACUAUGAUACUGAAAUGACUAAAUUAAUUAAAUAUCAAUUAAAAUUAAAUUCAUUAUUAAUGGUGGAGAAUAGUGAUGAUGAUAUCUUAAAUAAUAUUAAAAAUCGUGACUAUUCAUUAGAUGAGCGUAAGGAAAUUUUAAAUGAUAUGAUUAAACAACAACGUAUUGUUUGUUAUUUAUAUAAUGCCAUUGAAUUUUGUAAUUUAUUUCGUCAUUUUUUAAAUGGUGAAUUAGUUUAUUUACUCAAAAGUAAAAUAUCAAGUGAUGUUUUAGAAAUAAUUGAAUUUUUAAUUGUAUGGUCAUCGUAUGAUUCAUGUUCGGAUAGCUAUAAAAAAAUUGAACGAAAUUUAUUUUCAUUGAUAUGGUCAACAGAUAAAAAUAUUACAACAGCAGUCAUCGAUGCAUUCAAACGGAUUUGUUUGAAUGUUGAUACUACAAAAAUAAAAGAUGAACGCUUUAUCUAUAAAUCUCACUAUUCUUGCAUAUUGAAUAAGAACAUGAUUAAAAAGUUAUUAUUACAUAUUGAUAUCAGUUAUGAUAUAACAUUUGAACAUAUUUUCAAAUGUUUACUCGAUCAAAAAGAGAUUAAUAAAUUAUUUCUGGAUGUUCUAUAUGAUUAUUAUCGAAUGAUGAUUGUUGAUAAUAAUAAUAACAAUAAUAAUUGUAUAACUGAUGAUUUUUAUCUCUAUUUAACUAGUGAUAAACAUCGACAAUGUUUAUUUCUCAAACUUGUGUCAUUAGUUAUUCAUUAUAGUCCAAAUAUUCUAUGGAAACAUAUUGAUAAAAUUGUUGAUAAUCUUUUAUUAUUAAACUCUCAAAAUGAUGAAAAUACUCUUGUUUAUAUGCGAUAUCAAUUAGAAAUAUUGUAUCAUCUUUCUUCAACACAUUUAAACGAUCGUAAACAAUUGACAUAUCUAUUUUAUGAUACAAUCAUAAAUAAAUUGAUAACUGAUACAACAUCAACAGAUAAUUGGAUAUCGUGUAUGAAACAAUUUUUAAAUCUAUUAUUUAUUAGUGAAAAAUCAAAAACAUCAUCAAUUGAAAUUGGUAUUCGAUUUAUUGAUUUUAUAGUAGAAAAAUUACGUUCAACAUCGAUAAAUUAUACUGAAGAUAGAAUAACAUGGUUUGAAAAUUUAAAAUGGAAUAAAUAUAAUAAAACAUUAUUAAUUAAAUUAUUAGCAACUGUUAAUGUUUUUCUGGUUAAUCAAGUACGACAAGUGGAAACAAAAACAAAUAAUAAAAAUAAACAAACAAAAAUGAAUAGAAAUAGAUUAGAAACAAUUGAUGAUGAAGAUUUAUUUAUGGAUGAUGAUCUAUGUAUUGAACAUAAAAGAAAAAAAUCGUUAAAUAGUGUUUCUUCUCAAAAGUCACGGUCAUCCGUAACAGUUGAUGAUGAUAAUGAUGAUGAUGACGAUGGUGAUGAUGAUGAUGAUGAUGAUGAUGAUGAUGAUGAUGAUGAUAAUGAUGAUGAAGAUGACGAUAAGAAGGAUAAAAUGAAUUCGUCAAAUGGAGAUGAACAGGAAGAUAAUGAACAAAUUUAUUUUCAACAACAAUUUGAUCUAAUACAAUUAGAAAAUGAAGAUUCACUUUUGUUACUCGUAGAAAAAUGGUUAGAAAAUUUUUUUAUCGAUAUAAACAUGAGUGUAGAUCAUAUUGAAGAAGAUUUGGUUCUUGUCGCUAUUAUGACCUUAACUCGUUAUAUGUUUGUUUCACCACAAUUAUGUUCCAAAUAUAUUAGUCAAACAUUUCAAUUUUUAAAUACAUGUCAAUAUGCCGAUGUUCGUUCAGCAUUAAUUGUUUCAUUAGGAGAUUUAUUACUGAGACAUCCCAAUAUUAUUGAACCAUAUACACCAGAAUUUUAUAAACAAAUACAUGAUAGAGAUACAAGUGUUAGUGAAACAACAUUAUGUACAAUAGCUGUAUUGAUACUGAGAGAAAUGAUUAAAGUUCGUGGAUAUAUUAGUGAAAUAGCCAUUUGUUUAUUUCAUUCUAAUACGUCUAUAUCCAGUUUAGCUUAUCAUUUUUUUUCGGAAUUAUCUACGCGUAAUCGUGGACUGACAUUGUUUAAUGUAAUGCCUGAUAUUAUUAGUCGAUUAUCAACAAUGAAUAGUGAUGACAAUAAUAAUAUGAAUUAUAAUCGUGUUAUUAAAAUGAAUGGUACAAAUGGAAAAUUGAUAACAAUUGAAUUGUUUCAUCAAAUUAUUGCUCAUCUAUUUCAAUAUGUUAAAAAUGAUAGACAAUGUGAAAUUCUAGUCAAAAAAUUAUGUAGACAAUUCACAUUGUCUUGUAAAGUUUCAGAUGAUGAAAUUGGUUUUCUAUCAGGGUAUGAAAAUCCACACUCCCUCGUUGGGAUAGAAUUACUCAAAGAAAAUUUUGAAGUAUUUACCCUAGUGAAUGUAUUUGGAAUCAAGUGCUUAACUACUUGCAAAUUUUCUAAAGUACUUGGUUAAGCAUUUGUCAAAGCAUUUUUAGAUUUAAUAUGUGCCAAGUGCUUGGAAGAACUUCGAAUACUUGCGUAUAUUUCGCAAAUACUUACCAGGUUGCCUGCCAAAUACUUGAUGAAGUACUUAUCUAGUACUUAUACUUGUUAAAUUACUUGAUAAGUACUUUUUUUACUUGCAAAAAACUCCAGGUACUCUGGACAUUACUUACCUAAGUACUUUUCUAAGUACUUGGUCUCAAGUACAUUCACUAGGGUAGAAACUUUUAAAAGUUUAAGAGUUUAAGAAGAAACUGCUUUUUACGCAGCUGAGUAAGUGAGUUUUUUCCAGCGUCUGAGCCAGUCAUUUUUUUCCCAUAGAUGACAAAUAAAAUUUUGCGGUGAAAUGGUAUGGAAAAAUUAGGAACUUUGAGUUUGAUAAAACUACAGGAAUUAUAUGUACUAAUAAGUAACUAAGGAAUUAUACGUACGCUGUUUGAAUGAAAAAUAUUGAAAAGUAACUUGCUAUUUGUCAGAGAAAUGUGUGGUUUUCUAACCAGAUACUGACUAGAGCUUGCUGAUUCGCUUAGAGGGGGAUGACAAACCAAAUAAUUUUAUAUUUCCCUCAUAUGUGUGAACGUCAAAAGUCGAAUUCAUCGUACGGCUUAAACGCUAUUUCUCACAUCGUCGGUAAAAGAGGUGGGAUG
Molecule: messenger RNA, 4591 nt
Organism: Didymodactylos carnosus
Lineage: Eukaryota; Metazoa; Rotifera; Eurotatoria; Philodinida; Philodinidae
Source: the annotation of a GenBank genome assembly